ACCAACUAUCAUAGUCAUUACGGGAUGUUUGUCGUCUGAUUCGUGAUAUGAAAUGAAAAGCGGUAAGAAAAUACAAUAAAAUCAUUAAGCCAAAUUUAAUUUCUUCUUUUUCUUUUUUAGGCUCGUGACCUUACGUAUAGAAUGAGAUUUUCUAGUACUUUGGUGUAGAAAUAUGGCGACUGUAGCUCACAGAUUAGGUCAUCAUCGUGUCCUCUUGCGGAGAGCUUUUCCUUCGCCUUCAAUUUUUAAUCAAAAUGUCAAGAUUUCUACAUUUGGAACAUUUUCUACAAAGAAAAAAUUUAUACUGACAACAUCUGGUAUCUUAGCAACUGGAGCAGCAGGACUUGUAUAUGCAUUAAAUGAAUCUGUUAAGGCAUCAGAGUUAGAAUUACACCCUCCAAAUUAUCCUUGGACUCACAGUGGAGUGUUCAGUUCCCUAGAUCAUGCCAGCAUCCGGAGGGGCUACGAAGUCUACAAACAAGUGUGUGCUGCAUGCCACAGUAUGAAGUUCAUUGCCUAUCGUAACCUGGUAGGAGUAUGUUUUACUGAAGAGGAAGCAAGAGCUGAAGCUGAAGAGGUUCAAGUACUAGAUGGUCCAGAUGAAGAAGGAAAGAUGUUUUUACGACCAGGAAAACUCUCGGACUAUUUUCCAAAUCCAUAUGAAAAUGAUGAAGCAGCAAAAGCUGCCAACAAUGGUGCACUUCCUCCAGACCUUAGCUUUAUCACCCUGGCUCGUCAUGGUGGUGAGGACUACGUCUUUUCCCUAUUGACUGGGUAUUGUGACCCACCAGCAGGCGUAGAAAUCCGAGAAGGACUCUAUUACAAUCCUUACUUUCCAGGGGGUGCUAUUGGAAUGGCACAAGCACUGUAUAAUGAGAUCAUUGAGUAUAAUGAUGGAACCCCAGCCACAACAAGCCAGUUGGCCAAGGAUGUUUCUACUUUUCUGAAGUGGGCUGCUGAACCAGAGCAUGAUGACAGGAAAAAAAUGGCUAUUAAGGCACUGAUGAUUUUCUCCAUGCUGACAGCCGUAGCAUAUUACUACAAACGCCACCGAUGGUCUGUCCUGAAGUCUCGCAAAAUUGUCUUUAAGCCUGGCAACAAAUAACGUUUCUUUUCUUUAAAAAAGAAAAACUAGUAAGUUAAAAUGUACUACCACCUCAUGAGAAAAAUGGUUUUUGUGAAAACAGCCAAUAAUGUGGGUUAAUUCAAAACUAGCCUGUAGUCUGGUUUGUAGCCAUAAUAGAACAUUAUUUAAAUUUCUUAUUGUUCAUUUUCAUCAUACAAGAUUUUGGUGUUCUUCUGUGGUCACCAAAGUAAAUUUACUACAGUGUACUCAGAAUCAGAGAAACUUAAAAUAUUGUUGUCUAUGAACAACAAAAUUAGGCUAUGGAUGAUUUAUAUGAAUUAUUACACACUAUGCAUUGUAUUCAGAAUUUGGCAAUGAUUUUUCAGGUAGGUUUUCAUAGUAACAACUUAUCCAAAUUGAUACUUUUUAAAGAAAUGUUUCUGUUAACAACCACUGUAAUAAAUAUUUGUUAACUGUCACAUUUUACAACACUAGAUGUUAGGUUUCCAAAUAAAAGGUAGUUGUUUCUUGAAA
This is a messenger RNA of Limulus polyphemus (Atlantic horseshoe crab), 1600 nucleotides long. It is a transcript of the gene Cyt-c1, whose product is annotated as cytochrome c1, heme protein, mitochondrial-like. The coding region runs from base 173 to 1105 and encodes 310 amino acids. Lineage: Eukaryota; Metazoa; Arthropoda; Merostomata; Xiphosura; Limulidae. The record is from RefSeq and is a predicted model, not a curated record. The transcript has 7 exons. Gene Ontology annotation, molecular function: electron transfer activity; heme binding. Gene Ontology annotation, biological process: mitochondrial electron transport, ubiquinol to cytochrome c.